AUUUACCCUAAUUAUAAACAUAAAUUAGGGAGCAAAUGUUCCUCUGUGCUUAUUCCCACCGUCAGUUCACUGUCGGACAAAGCAGUGCCGUCGUCAAAAUCCUCUCCGAUCUCUCUGUUUCCGGCGACUACCUAUCGUCUUCUCCAAUCGCCGGCGGCAAAGCAAUUUCGAUCUCUACCAUUCCAUCUCCCUCAGACAACCUUCAGAUUUCUGACUUUUACUAUGUGGUGAGUACUGUUGGGUAACGAUAUGGCUAUGGUUGAUGUGAUCAUAUGUUGCCUUGACUCCAUCAGACAAAUAUCAGAGCACAUUGAAGGUGCCACUGUCUACUUAGAUGCUGGAUGUACAGAGAGUUUCGAGUUUCUUGGGGCAUACCCUCUGCUACUAGAACUUGGAGCGCAUGCUGUUUGCAGCUUGGAAAAUAUGUCUUCUCUUGAUAUGGUGGUAGAUUGGAAUUCAAACUCAGAUCCUUCAAGAAAAGUUGUGGUCUUCACAUCACGGCUUCUAAGUGAUGCACAUCGAUAUAUUUUACGUUGCCUGAGCACACAUCAAAAUGUUUGCGGUUGCACUAUAUUUACAUGCAUCUCAGAGGUAUCUCACUCUACUUAUCCUGACUCACCUCUAGGACCCGAUGCAUUUCAUGAAUAUGAAUCCUUGCUUGUCCAAGAUUAUGAGGAGCUCCAUAAAAGAUGUGAGGCAAAAUCUAGACAGUCGGGAGAAAGCAAGUCCAAGGAAAAUUUGACCUCCAAAGAUGAAGGAUGGUCACAACUCACUUCCACUGAAGAAGACGCUCCCCCCCUUAAAGCAGGUUCAGGUGCAAAAGAUUCGUAUGAAGAUGACCCGAUAGGCCAUGCAGAAGCCGUAGGACAAAAAUUGGUUGUUUCUGUGCGUCACUUCCCUUUGAUCUUGUGUCCUUUUUCACCCAGAGUCUUUGUCUUACCUUCAGAGGGAUCAGUUGCUGAAGCAUACUUGUCAGUUGACCAAGAGAAUUCCCUUAGUCCCGGGUUGCCUCCGUUAAGUACUGGCUCACCUCCUGAUGGCGAGGAAGUCCCUCCUGGGGCUGCCCUUACAGCACAAUUUCUUUAUCAUCUGGCUGCAAAGAUGGAUCUGAAAAUGGAAAUAUACUCCCUCGGCGAUUUAUCAAAAACUGUUGGGAAGCAAUUGACAGACAUGUCAAGUCUUUAUGAUGUAGGCCGUCGAAAACGAUCAGCAGGGCUGUUACUCAUUGACCGCACACUUGAUCUUCUUACUCCAUGCUCUCAUGGUGACUCACUCAUUGAUCGUAUUUUUUCAGCUUUGCCUCGUAGGGAACGGACAACAUCCUCUGCCCACACGAAAGGUUCACAAACCCAACUCAAACAAGGACCUGGAGACCUGCAACGUGCUCCACUUAAUGUUCAGAUACCAUUAAUGAAGUUUCUCAGGGAAGAAGAUUCUAAAACAGCUAAUUUUCAACUGUUAGAAAGCAUUGCAGCUUUUCUACAUGGGUGGAAUUCUAGCAACACAGCUUUUAAAAUUGAGGAGUUGCUUAAUCUCAGUUCCAAACUUCAUGGUGAAAAAUCUAUGCAUUCUGAGAGCGAGCUUCUUAUUGGGUCCUUUGUCUCAGCAGAAAGUUUCCGUGGAACACCCUAUCUGGAAGCCAUACUAGAUAGAAAAAAAAAAGAUGGUGCCAUACUGAUAAGAAAGUGGCUUCAAGAAAGUUUACGUCGGGAAAAUGUGAAUGUGAAUGUGAAAAUUCGUCCUGGUUUUGCAACAAAAUCAGAGUUGCAACCUCUGAUUGAAGCACUGGCUAGAAGCCAGUCAUCUUUAAUGAGAAACAAAGGAAUUAUUCAACUAGCUGCAGCUACAUUAUAUGCUCUGGAUGAAUCACAUUCUGCCAAAUGGGAUGCAUUUAGCAGUGCUGAGAAAAUGUUAAAUGUUAGUGCUGGAGACACUAGCCAAAGCCUUGCUGCUCAAAUUAGUGACCUUAUCAAUAAGAGUGCCUUAGUGGGAUCAGAUGGAAAUAAAACCGAGACAAAGGAAUCUUCACAGGGGCUGCUUUCUUUCCAAGAUGCUUUGCUUCUCGCGGUUUCUGGAUAUAUAUUGGCUGGUGAAAAUUUCCCAACAUCUGGUUCUGGUGGUCCGUUUUCUUGGCAAGAAGAGCAUUUCAUGAAGGAAGCUAUUGUGGAUGCCGUUCUUGAGAACCCAGGAGUUGCAAAACUGAAGUUUCUCCAUGAUUUAACAGAAGAGCUUGAAGCCAAUUUUAACAAAUUGAACUCAAAGGAAGCAAAGGUAGAUUCUCCGAAGCAAGUACUAAGUGAUGAUUUUGAUGAUGAUCAGUGGGGUAAUUGGGGUGAUGAAGAUGGUGAUAAAAAUAUUAACAAAGAGCAAGUGUAUGGUGACAUGCAGCUGAAGUUGGAGUUGUGUGAUAGGGUGGAUAACCUUUUCAAAUUCCUUCACAAAUUAUCUAGUUUGAAGAAGAGGAAUUUACCAUUGAGAGGAGGGACAUUGGGUUUGGAAACUAAUUUUAAUGCUGAUCCCUACUCUAGUAAAGGACUGAUUUAUAAACUUCUGAUAAGAGUCUUGGGAAAGCAUGAUGUACCAGGUUUGGAGUACCAUUCCUCUACUGUGGGGCGACUUUUUAAAAGUGGGUUUGGAAGGUUCGGCCUUGGACAGGCAAAACCAAGCCUUGCUGACCAAAAUGUUAUUUUGGUAUUUGUAAUUGGGGGCAUUAAUGGUGUUGAGGUGUGUGAAGCUCAGGAGGCAUUGUCGGAAAGUGGGAGACCUGAUAUAGAACUGAUUCUUGGUGGAACAACUCUUCUAACUCCUAACAACAUGUAUGAUUUGCUUUUGGGGGACUCUAGUUACAUUUGAGUCUGCCCAACAUUAUUUUCUUGCAAAUAUUACUCAAGUGAAAAUCCGUUUUUGCUGUUUGUGUAAGUUGUUACACUAUUAGAUGUAAUUUACAAUUGUAGUGAAUUUUUGUAGAAAUAUAGACUGAAGAAAAAUGAAAGGGUACCCAGAAACACAUAUCAUGCUGUUUUGUCGUCGUGUUA
This is a messenger RNA of Camellia sinensis, 3035 nucleotides long. RefSeq names its product vesicle docking protein. Gene Ontology annotation, biological process: vesicle-mediated transport. Lineage: Eukaryota; Viridiplantae; Streptophyta; Magnoliopsida; Ericales; Theaceae. The record is from RefSeq and is a predicted model, not a curated record.